Messenger RNA from Spodoptera exigua (beet armyworm), 1600 nucleotides. NCBI's taxonomy places the organism in Eukaryota, Metazoa, Arthropoda, Insecta, Lepidoptera, Noctuidae. The record is from the annotation of a GenBank genome assembly.
GACGAUAAGUACGAAAACUAAAACAUCGUUGGGGCGCUUGUGUCAUUUAGUCUAUAAUCAGUUCUCGCCGUCGACUGGCUCGAAGUGCCACAGUAAAACUCAUCGACUAAAUUGUCAUUUUGUUUUGAUAAAAAAAUCUUGUGACUGUGUGACGUUAUUUAUCUCAAAGAACUUAUCGAAUUAAAUUAAGAUUAAAUGUCAAUAGAAUAUAAAGUGAACGAAAACAGGGAACGGUGGCCUAUUAGUUUGUCGAAUAAAAAAUAUCAUGACAAAACGUGUUUGUGUUGUUGGUGCUGGCAUAGCAGGGAUCUCUGCUGCCAGAUACUUAAAGGAAGAAGGGAUUGACUUCACAGUCUACGAAUCUACACAAUAUGUCGGCGGGACGUGGAGGUUUGACCCCAGAGUGGGUACAGACGAGAACGGUCUACCUCUACACACUAGUAUGUACAAAAACUUGAGAACAAAUCUACCAAAACCUACAAUGGAACUUAGAGGGUUUCCCUUACCUGAACACCUCCCAUCAUUCCCCAGUUGGCGAGAUUACUACCAGUACCUACAAGAUUACUCGAAACAUUUCAAUAUACUCGAUAAUAUUAAGUUCCUCCACAAUGUACUCCUAGUUAGAAGGGUGGGAGAUGUGUGGCGAGUCAAACAUCAACAUGUUAAAACAAAGGAAACAUUUGAAGAUGAAUAUGAUUACAUAAUCGUCGCAAACGGACAUUUCAGCAAACCAAACAUGCCUAACAUACCUGGAGAAGAUCGUUUUAAAGGCACAAUUAUUCACAGUCACGACUAUAAGGAGCCAGAACCGUUUAGAAAUCGACGUGUCUUAAUUGUUGGGGCUGGUCCCUCUGGAGUGGACAUUGGUCUCGAUGUAGCCGAAGUUGCUAAGACCUUAGUCCAUAGCCAUCACUCUAAAAUCAAUUUCAGUACUCCGUUCCCCCCACACUACCAUAAAAAACCAGAUAUCCAAGAGUUUAAUGAGACUGGUGUCAUAUUCAAAGAUGGUAGCUACGAGGAGAUUGAUGAUGUUAUCUAUUGCACAGGUUUCCAGUACGAUAUUCCAUUCCUAGACGAGUCCAGUGGGCUGACCUUAAGCCCUAAAAGCAUAGUGCCGCUAUACAGGUACAUGGUGAACAUCAAUCAGCCUUCCAUGAUCCUGAUGGGAUUAAUCGUCAGAGCGUGUUUGGUCGUUGCCCUGGACGCUCAGGCAAGAUACGCCACAGCCCUAGUGAAAGGAAACUUCACUCUACCGCCACAAGAAGAUAUGAUGCAGGAGUGGCAGAAGAGAAUGAACGCGAUCCGGUCUAAGGGACUCCCAGCCUCAUACAUACACAUUCUUGCCGAAAAAGAGGACCAAUACUACGCUGAACUUUCAGAAGAAUCCGGCAUCGAACGAGUACCGCCAGUAAUGUUCAAGAUUCGAACACAAGACAUUCAAGCGAAGUUAGAAAAUUUCUACACGUUCAGAAACUACGUGUACACUGUAAUUGACGACCAGAACUUUGUGAGGCAUGAUGAGGAUCCAGCAGUUAGGAGAGGAUUAACGCUGUAAAUAGAGACUAAAAUCCAUUUUACCCAGCUUUAGGUUUGGUAAAGA